CAUGAUGAUGUCUCGGGUUCGAAUCUUUGUCUGGUUAAAAAACUUAAAAAAAGUACAGAGAGACCAAAAAAGACGGUGACUUCAUCACCGGUCCGUCCUUCUCCUCCGACGAAUAAGUUACUCAUCUUCUUCUUCUUCUUCUCCCAUUUCUUCUGAUUUUUUUGUUUUUGUUUUGCUGAUUUAACAUGUUGAUGAAGCUGACUGGCUAAAAGGUUUACAAUUUAUUAUAUCAGGAAAAUGGCAUUAUAACAAGAUCUUGCUAGUUUUAUUUAUAUAAUCAAAAAGGUUAUGACUUUCCCAAAUUAUCCGGCGAAAGUGGUCAAAUGAACAAGACUUUAAUUUCGUCUUCUCCACAGUCUUCGCUGUUGAUAAGAGUAAGAAGGUCACGACGACGACGACGAUGAUGAGUUGCUGCCUAAUGUGAGAGACCUUUGUUUUUUUCUUUUAUUAUUCGAAGAGAGAAAGAGCACCAGGAAGGAAGAAGGAGACAAAGAAAAUGACUGUGUCUUUGAGUGUGAUGACAUUUAAUCUUCAUGAUGAUCAACCUGAAGAAAGUCCUAACUCAUGGCUCAAAAGGAAGGAUUUGUGUCUCAGUGUCAUCACUAGUUACUCCCCUAUCGUUCUCUGUACCCAACAAGGUGUUCAGUCGCAGCUGGAUUAUCUUCAGCAGGGCUUGCCAGCGUAUGAUCAGUUUGGCAUAUCAAGAAAAGGGCCUCAGGAUGCUAAUGAUGAACACUGCACCAUCUUCUACAACAAGGAAAAAGUAGAGCUGCUAGAGGGUGGAACUUUUUGGUUGUCAGAGUCUCCCUCAGUCCCUGGAAGCACUGCAUGGGGUUCUGUAGUUCCUUGUAUAGCGACAUGGGCCACAUUUCAACUGAAAGGAGCAGAGCCGCCGGGUUUUUCGUUUCAGAUAGUCAACACAAACUUGGAUAAAAUCAGCCCUCGUGCCCGUAGGCGCAGUGCUUUACUCACAUGGCAACAUAUAGCAUCAUUACCUCCCACUUUGCCAGUUGUGUACUGUGGAGGAUUCAACACACAGAAAGAAUCAACCACUGGGAGAUUUCUCGUGGGCAGAUCUAGAGAGCACGGUGUAGUAGGGGAUAUGAGAGACGCAUGGCCAAGUGCACGAGUAAGAAAAAACACUGCUCUCAUAAGAACAUAUCAUGAAUUCAAAGGUGACAAGCAGGGAACGGUUNUAACCAUAUCUGCAACACCUGAUUUCAUCAUCUCCCAUGUUAUGAUACCUCAAUUGUCUUUCCGUUUGAGGCUGUUNACGGAUUGGAUACUUUACAGAGGUAGAUCUAUAGUUCCUGUAAUGUGUGAGGUGGUAAAUGAUAAGAUCGACGACUUGUAUCCUUCAUCUCACUACCCUAUGUUUGCUGAGUUUAUGCUUCCUCGUUCUGUAAGAAUGCUUGAACCUACUCUUCCUGCUUCUGCUCCUGCUCAAGAGGAAAGCUAGAACACAUAUCCUGUCUUGCUAAAGCUUUGAAAAAUGUUGAUUGUUGUGGAAAUGAGCUCUGUUUUUCUCGGAGUCUUAUUGAUUUUGAGCUAAAACUUAUAAAUAAGAAUAUUUUUGUUGUUGUUUUUGUUUCUA
This is a messenger RNA of Camelina sativa (false flax), 1594 nucleotides long. NCBI's taxonomy places the organism in Eukaryota, Viridiplantae, Streptophyta, Magnoliopsida, Brassicales, Brassicaceae. The record is from RefSeq and is a predicted model, not a curated record.